AUGACUUGUUUUGAGGAUCUUUCAGGUGAAAUUCUAAUGGUUAUAUUUGAAUAUAUGGAUGUUGAAGAUAUUUGGACAAUAUUUUUUAAUAUGAAUACAAGAUUUAAUACACUUGUAUUUGAUUCUCGUUUACGUUUAACAGCUAAUAUAUCACAAAUUGAUAAAACGAAAUUUGAUCAAUUUUGUUUAUCAUUAUUGCAAACAAAUUGUAAUAAUAUAUAUACAUUAAUAUUAUCGAAUAAUUAUUAUCGUUAUCCACAAAUUCAACAAUUUUUAUUUUAUACAAAUUUUAGUUAUUUUCAAUCAUUAUAUUCAUUAAUAUUAAUUGAUAUUAAUUAUGAUGAAUUAAUCAAAAUAACAAAACAAAUAAAACAAUUAACUAAUUUAAAUCAUUUACAUAUAAAUACACAUGAAAUUUUUCGUGAUAAACAAUUAAUGAAUGUUACACAAGCAUUAUUUAAUCAACCAAAUAUACGUGUUUUAGGACUUGAUUUUCAUGAAGUAAAUUAUUUUAAAAUUCGUUAG
Molecule: messenger RNA, 525 nt
Organism: Rotaria sp. Silwood2
Lineage: Eukaryota; Metazoa; Rotifera; Eurotatoria; Philodinida; Philodinidae
Source: the annotation of a GenBank genome assembly